Messenger RNA from Agelaius phoeniceus (red-winged blackbird), 2499 nucleotides. It is a transcript of the gene CDH17, whose product is annotated as cadherin 17. Gene Ontology annotation, cellular component: catenin complex; adherens junction; plasma membrane. The record is from RefSeq and is a predicted model, not a curated record. Gene Ontology annotation, molecular function: calcium ion binding; beta-catenin binding; cadherin binding. Gene Ontology annotation, biological process: cell-cell junction assembly; calcium-dependent cell-cell adhesion; multicellular organism development. NCBI's taxonomy places the organism in Eukaryota, Metazoa, Chordata, Aves, Passeriformes, Icteridae.
AUGCCUAAGCUGUGUGGACUUCAAUUUCUUCUCAUUCAGUCGGCCAUGUGGCUUAGUCUGGAGGGCCUGAGUGUAACUGGGCCUCUGAAGGACAUCGACUUCUCUGUUCAGGAAGGAGGGGGUCCACGCAUCCUUUACCAGUUCAAACUCGAGCCACCUGCUGUGAGUUUCAGAACAUCUGGUGAAAAAGCUGGAAUUAUUGACAUUGAGCCGAGGACAGGCAUCCUGUAUAUCAAUGGAUCUCUGAACUGGGAGACUAAAAAAGUGCACAAGCUUCAGGUGGAAAGUCUGGAUGAGAGUGGAAAGAGAGUUAAAGGCCCAUGUGAUGUUACAAUAUAUGUGGAGGAUAUCAAUGACAACCCCCCAGAAUUUAACCAGACAAAGUACUAUGGAGUAGUGAGGCAGAACUCUCGUCCAGGCAAGCCCUUCAUGUAUGUCCACGCCACUGACCGUGAUGAUCCUGCAACUCUCCAUGCACAGCUGUCAUACAGCAUUCUCCAUCAUUUUCCCAACCCUUAUGCAGAAAUGCUUUUCCAGAUUGAUAAUGCAACUGGAGCAAUCUCACCAAGCAGGACAGGCUCUUAUUACUUGGAUCCUCAAAAGCAGGACACCUUCAUACUUGUUGUCUACGUGAAGGACAUGGCAGGGACGACAGCAAAUGCUUUCGCCAGCAGUGUUGAUGUGAUCAUCACUGUGAAGGAGAGCCUGUGGAAAGCUCCCUCCACCAUCCGCAUCAAAGAAAACUCAACCCAGGUCCACCCUGUCAACAUCAGCAAGGUGCAGUCAAAUGAACCAGGUGUAAUUUAUGGCAUUUUUGAAAAAGAAAAGCUGCCAAGGCUCCCAUUUUCCAUCAGUGAGAAUGGGGAUAUUUAUGUGACCCAACCAUUGGACAGGGAAGAAAAGGAUACUUAUACAUUCUAUGUGGUGUCAAAAGAUAACACAGGAGAACUGGUGGACAAGCCUUUGCAAAUUCACGUUAUUGUGGAAGACAUCAAUGACAAUCCCCCUGUGUGUCAGCAGGACCUCACCAUAAUUGAAGUUCAAGAAAAUGAAAAGGGAGGGAGUAAUAUUGGCACUGUGUUUGCUACGGACAUGGAUGAGAAGGACAGCCUUAACUCUCGUCUGCAUUUCCUAAUCCAAAGUCAGGAACCUGAAUUCCCCUCAAAGAAUCUCUUCUAUAUUCAGCAAGACACCGGGACUUUGCAAUUAUUUGGCCCUUCUUUAAGCAAACGUGAAUCAGCCAAGUAUUUCUUGAAGGUCCUGGUGACAGAUCCACAAUUCGAAACAAUCUGUAAUGUGGAAGUACAUGUAAUUGACAUCAAUGAUCAAAUUCCCAUCUUUAUAAAUUCAGAUUAUGGCACUGUGACUCUGGCAGAAGAUACCCCAAUAGGAAGUGUGAUAUCAGAAAUUGAAGCAACUGAUGGAGAUGAGCCUGCCACAGGGAGCUCCCUCAUCAUUUACCAAGUGAAGGAAGGUGAUCCAAACAACACGUUCACCAUAGAGACAGACUCUGAAACAAACCGAGGGUUCAUCAGGAUUAAUAAGGCUCUUGAUUUUGAAACAAGGCCUCUGUACAACCUGGUGAUCAAUGCCACAAACCCCGAGCCACUGGUGGAAGGCGUGGAGUACAACGCGAGCUCUCUCACCAUGUUAAAACUUGCUGUGACAAAUGUGGAUGAGCCUCCUGCUUUCCGGAAGCCAUUUUACAAAGCAGAGGUGUCUGAAGACAUUCCUGUCAAUACCUUGGUCAUGACGGUGGAGGCCUAUGAUCCUGAAGGGGAUUCUGUACGAUACUCCUUGGAAGGUGACGUGAGGAAAUGGCUGAGAAUUGAUUCAGCCACUGGGCAGGUAUACACUGCUUCCCCUUUGGAUCGAGAAACUGAAGAAAUAUACUCAGUAGAAGUUGUUGUAUCAGAGCUAAAUAAUGCAGCUCAGAAAUCCAAAGUGUUCUUGACUCUACACUUACAUGAUGUGAAUGACAACUACCCACAAAUAGCUACAGAUUAUCCUACUUUCUUCUGCUACCCAGUCAGUGGAGGAGAGAGAACUCUCAUUCAAGCUACUGAUGCUGAUGAACAAUUAUUUUAUUCAAAAUUUACCUUUUCCCUUGCGGAUGAAAUGAAUGCAAGAAAUAAUUGGGAAGUCUCAAAAUUCAAUGCUACUCAUGCUUUCCUGUCCCCAAAACAUGCUAACUUUGAAGAGAAGGUGUAUGAUGUUCCAAUAAUACUUAAUGACAAUGGAAAACCGCCUUUGGAAAACAAAGUGAAUCUUAAAGUAAGUAUCUGCAAGUGUUCCAGUGAAAAUUCAUGUUUUAUCGAAAUAGACCGUGAGCACUCCUGGCCAACCGCUGGACAGGCAAUUGGGAUUCUGCUUGCAGUCCUGAUCAUCAUUGGUGCCAUUUUAGCGGGUGUGUUUUGCCACAUGAGAUACAAAGAGAAAAAUGAAAAGAGCCAUCCCAAAGAUGCAAAAGAUAAUGCUGAACUCAACAGACUGACUUAA